Messenger RNA from Frankliniella occidentalis (western flower thrips), 2119 nucleotides. Its product is annotated as putative inorganic phosphate cotransporter. The transcript has 7 exons. Lineage: Eukaryota; Metazoa; Arthropoda; Insecta; Thysanoptera; Thripidae. Bases 123 to 1652 code for a protein of 509 amino acids. Gene Ontology annotation, molecular function: transmembrane transporter activity. The record is from RefSeq and is a predicted model, not a curated record. Gene Ontology annotation, cellular component: plasma membrane. Gene Ontology annotation, biological process: transmembrane transport; monoatomic anion transport.
GGGCGACCGGUCGCAGCCGCCAGUAGUCUGCCUCUGCCCCGGCCAGGUCCUGGCCAGACCCCUCGCCCACGGCACCCACGCCUCGCACCCUGCUUGCACCCCCGGGACACCCGACUCGAGCCAUGACGGCCAUCAACCUGAGCAGGAGCUGCAGCGACGCCGAGCGCCCGCCCGCCGGCGUGGCCGCCACGAGCGUCUCCGCCGAGGCCCUGCUGUCGCUGUCGCCGUCCUCGCUGCCGACCUUCGGCGUCCGCCACGUCCAGGCCCUCAUGUCCUUCCUGUCCUUCGUGCAGGCCUACGUGUUCGUCUCGUGCAUCUCGGUGGCCAUCGUGGCCAUGAAGGACGACCCGGACCUCGGGUGGAAUGACUCGGAGCAGAGCAUCGUGCUGUCGGCCUUCCUGUGGGGCUUCUGCCUGUCCCCGAUGCUGGGGGGACAGCUCGCGCGGAGGUUCGGCGCCAAGGCCGUGCUGGGCGUGUCCCUGAUGCUGUCCAGCGUGGGCUCGCUGCUGCUCCCCGCCGCGGCCACGCUGGGCGGCUGGCAGUACGCCUGCGCGGUGCGCGUGGCGCAGGGGCUGUUCCAGGGGGUGCUGGCCCCGGCCACGCACGCGCUGCUCGCCAAGUGGGUCCCGCCGCUGGAGCGCUCCAGGCUGGGCUCCUUCGUCUACGGGGGCGCGCAGUUCGGCACGGUGCUCGGCCUGCUGUGCACGGGGCUGCUGUCGGGGUCGCCGUGGGGCUGGCCCUCCGUGUUCUACGUGGCGGGCUCCACGGGGCUGCUGUGGUGCCUCUCCUGGUACCUGCUCGGCGCCGACGGCCCCGCCGUGCACCACAGCAUCCAGGAGCCGGAGCGCCUCUUCAUCGAGAAGCACACGGCCGCCAGCAGCAGCGCCACCAAGGUGGUGUCCACGCCCUGGAGGAGAAUCCUCACCUCGCUGCCCGUCUGGGGGCUGACGGCCGCGCACUGCGGGCAGAUGGUCGGCUACUGGACCCUGCUCACCUCGCUGCCCAACUACAUGAAGAACGUGCAGGGUUACGCUAUCGCGGAUAACGGCACGGUGUCGGCGCUGCCUUACUUCGCCAUGUGGCUCGCCGCGCUGCCCAUGUCGUACGUGUCGGACGCGCUCAUCAAGGCCGGCUUCCUGAGCACCACCGCCAUGCGCAAGAUCGCCAACACCAUCGCCCAGUGGGGAGGCGCCGUCACGCUCGCCGUGAUCGGCACGGGCGUGGCCGACCAGUCGCCCUUCCUGACGGUGCUGCUGCUGACGGUGUCCAUGACGCUGCUGGCCGCCAUGUACCUCGGCUUCCAGAUCAACCACCUCGACCUGUCUCCCAACCACGCGCCCGCGCUCAUGGGCUUCACCAACCUGUGGGCCAACCUGCUCUCCGUACUGGGGCCCAUCGUCACCCCGCUCAUCGUCACCGAACCGACGAACGCCUCGCAGUGGCACAUCGUGUUCCUGGGGGCCGCGGGCGUGUUCGUGGUGGCCAACGCCCUCUUCCUGCUCAUCGGCACGGCCGAGGAGCAGCCCUGGAACGAGCUGGGGCUGGAGCCGCUCGUCCCCGUCAGCCGCCUGCCCGCGCUCGCCACCAUCUCGCUCGCGGCCGGCGAGCUGGUCGCCGCAGACAAGGACGCCAAACUCAAAGACAUCAGCUGAGACCGCUCGUAAACCGCCGACGAGUAGCAUCGCGAACCUCAUUGCGGGAGUCCCAAGGUCCGCGUCGCGUCCCACCGCCGGGAAGGCGGGAGCGGGUUCGGCCGGGUCCGCCUGGCGCCGCCGCGGAGCCCGCGGAGCGCUCCAGAUCUGCGCCGUUAGGGCGGACGGUCACGAGAUAUCGCACUACUUGGCGAGUCUGUGCUGCACGGCCAAGCCUUAUUCCCUCGCCGCCGCGGCCCCCGCCGAGCGGCUCAAUCAUGAUCUUAGCUCGUCCCGACUGUGAUAGGUCCAAGUUCCCCACAGAUCGACUCCGGUCCUUCUCAGGCUGUGCGUUAUUAUGUGUGUGUGUGUGUGUUCUAGUCGCUAGUGUUAAGAACUCUAAUCGUAUGGUGUGUAAGUCUGCUCGUAGUGAUGUUAUUUUUGCUGUGGUUUCACUGCUGAUAAUAAAAGAAUAUCACGUUGUUGUU